UCAUUCUGGAUCUUCUCUCCCCGAUCUCCCCAACUGCACUUCCACCGCCGCCCCCAUGUCGGAGAUCCGUUCUCCGCCGCCGGAUCGGGUGCUGGAGAUUGUCCUCGAGAACGUGCUCCACUUCCUCACCUGCCGCCGGGACCGGAACGCCGCCUCACUCGUCUGCCGCUCAUGGUGUCGGGCGGAGGCGCUCACCCGAUCUGAUCUCUUCAUCGGAAACUGCUACGCCGUUUCUCCACACCGCGCCACCUCCCGCUUCCGCCGUGUCCGGUCCCUCACCGUGAAGGGCAAGCCUCGCUUCGCGGACUUCGAUCUGUUGCCGCUUAACUGGGGUGCCCACUUCUCUCCCUGGGGCUCUGCACUCGCCGAUGCCUACCCUUGGCUCGAGAAGCUUCACCUGAAGCGUAUGUCUCUCACUGAUGAUGACCUCAACCUUAUCGCUCGCUCCUUCCCCUCCUUCAAGGAACUCGUUCUCGUGUGCUGUGAAGGUUUUGGGAUCGCUGGAAUUGCCGCUGUUGCUGCCAACUGCAGGUUGCUGAGAGUGCUUGACCUUGUGGAGUCUGUGGUUGAGGAUGCUGAUGAAGACGAGGAGGUGAUGGAUUGGAUAUCAUGUUUUCCGGAUGGUGAGACUCAUCUGGAGUCUCUUGUGUUUGAGUGCGUUGAGUGCCCUGUAAAUUUUGAGGCCUUGGAGAGGCUAGUGGCUAGAUCACCUUACCUGAAGAAGCUUAGGCUGAAUCAUUAUGUUUCCAUUCCUCAAUUGUACCGCCUGAUGCAUCGAGCUCCACAGCUCACCCAUCUUGGGACAGGUUCAUUCUGUGCAUCAGAUGAUGUGGCUGUUGGUGAUCAGGAAUUGGAUUACUCAUCUGCCUUUGCAGCUUGCAAAUCCCUAGUUUGUUUGUCUGGGUUCCGGGAUAUUUUGCCGGAUUACUUACCGGCCAUCUAUCCGGCCUGUGCUAAUCUCACAUCUUUGAAUCUUAGCUAUGCUGAUGUUAACGCUGACCAACUCAAACCGGUCAUAUUGCAAUGUCAUAAACUCCAAACAUUAUGGGUACUUGAUUCAAUUUGUGAUGAAGGUCUUCAAGCUGUGGCUGCAACUUGCAAAGAUUUGCGGGAGCUUCGAGUUUUCCCUGGUAACACGAGGGAAGAGGCCGAAGGUCCAGUUUCUGAAGUAGGCUUAGAAGUAAUUUCUCAGGGUUGUAGGAAAUUGCAAUCGAUCCUCUUCUUUUGCCAAAGAAUGACGAAUGCAGCUGUGAUAGCUAUGUCAAAGAAUUGCCCGGAUCUUGUUGUAUUUCGUCUUUGUAUAAUUGGGCGAUACCGGCCAGACCCUGAGACCCAUGAACCCAUGGAUGACGGUUUUGGUGCUAUUGUUAUGAAUUGUAAGAAACUUACUCGACUUGCUGUAUCUGGGUUAUUGACUGAUCAAGCUUUUCGUUACAUUGGGAUGUAUGGGAAAUUACUUCGAACACUGUCAGUUGCCUUUGCUGGAGACUCAGAUCAGGGCCUUAAAUAUGUGCUAGAAGGAUGCCCUAAUUUACAAAAGCUUGAAAUCAGGGACAGCCCAUUUGGGGAUGCAGCAUUGCAUUCCGGGUUGCAUCAUUUUUACAACAUGAGAUUUCUCUGGAUGUCAACGUGUAAAUUGACACGCCAAGGUUGCCAAGAAAUUGCAAGAGCAUUGCCCCAUCUAGCAUUGGAAGUCAUUGAUAGUCAAGAAGACAAAGCUGAUGAUCAUAUCGAGAUAUUAUACAUGUAUCGGUCUCUCGAUCGGCCCCGGAAUGAUGCUCCUAAAUGUGUUACUAUUCUUCAAUAGCUUUUUUUAAGUUUUAGAACCUACUAGCCUUUUCCAUCCUUGGUGGCUGUUGUGUGAAAUUAUACAGCAAGAGAUUUUUUAAAUAAACCUGCCAGAAGAUUUCUGCUGCCCAUGUCAAACAAAGCCAAGCUUAACAAUUGUUGUUCUAGCCAGGAUUGCUGGGGCGGCAGCAUGCCAUGGAUAUGAGAAAACAUCUCUCUGUAUUAUUUUUCGUUGCAGAGGACUCGAAAUAGCAAGGUGGAUAGAGAAAAGUUAGGGGAGGAUGAUCGGAGAAUGACACAGAAGAUGAAAUCAUGCAGGUAUUGGACUAUCCAAUGUUGUUGUAUCACUAUACUUGAUAUUUAUGUCCUUUUGUCCUUUUACAUUCAUUUUCAUCAUAAAUGAAAGUCUCUAGAAGAAGAGGGGGAAUUGGUAGAGAUUGUUGAAGCUGCUCCGGUAAUUGAUUUAUUCAUGUCCUCAGCAAAAUAGAAGGUCGAUUAGGAAGCAGGUUCAGAAGGAUCAAGAUAUUAGGAGGUUUGGAGGGUGACAUUCUGUUAACUCUUGGACCGGAACAGUAGAGAAGCAGAAGUUAGUUUGUGUAAUUUGAUUAAGGUGAUAGUUAGUUUGAACCGUAGGUGUCAAAUAUCCAAUUCCCAUUAUGCUAUGAUGAUGAUAUAAGCGUAUUUGUGUCUCUAUUUAAAUGUUUGAUUUUUCAGAUGUGCUGCUGAACAGAUGAAGCUCCCUCCUGACUGUUGAAUUUAUUGUUAUUAUUAUUGUUAACAAUUGUGAGAUGGUUAAUAAAUGCCGGAAUUUAAGAA
This is a messenger RNA of Arachis ipaensis, 2604 nucleotides long. It is a transcript of the gene AFB5, whose product is annotated as auxin F-box protein 5. Gene Ontology annotation, cellular component: SCF ubiquitin ligase complex. Lineage: Eukaryota; Viridiplantae; Streptophyta; Magnoliopsida; Fabales; Fabaceae. The record is from RefSeq and is a predicted model, not a curated record. Gene Ontology annotation, biological process: SCF-dependent proteasomal ubiquitin-dependent protein catabolic process.